This is a messenger RNA of Trichophyton rubrum CBS 118892, 2488 nucleotides long. RefSeq lists its product as uncharacterized. The record is from RefSeq and is a predicted model, not a curated record. The coding region runs from base 421 to 810 and encodes 129 amino acids. The transcript has a single exon. NCBI's taxonomy places the organism in Eukaryota, Fungi, Ascomycota, Eurotiomycetes, Onygenales, Arthrodermataceae.
GAUGGGUGAUGAACGAGCUGCAGCUAUCAGGCCCUCAGAGAAAAGCCGUUGAUCGUGGCUUGGGGUGAUGCCCAACCUGCAUUUUCAACUUGAAUCCACCCAAGGAUUAUGGGGAGGAGGAGGGGGAUGACCCAAAAAGGCGGAAGCCAAGCGUUGCUUCGUAUGGAGUGCAACUGCACACAGAAAAACCACGUACAUGUGUCAGCUGGGAUAUUGAUAUUUAUUUCUCCUUACGUACUUGCAUAUUUAUGCACAAUGACGAAGGAAAUGCAGGGAGAAUGAUUCGAAUCUCAUGCAAGUCACAGUUAUUAAUAAUCCAGCUGCAGCCAGAAUUGUGGAAGAUGAGAAAAGAAAAGAAGAGGAUGAAGAAAAACAAACGCGACCUCUACCCUGCCCUACUGAUGCGCAUCGCUGAGCCAAAUGAAUAAGCUUAAAAAGACAUUUUCUGUUUGUCUUCUUUGCUUAGGCCUGGCUCUGUGUAGUCUUAACCAAUUCCAACAAUGCAUCCUGCCGCCCCCCGGUGCUGACGACGACCGGGAACCGGUGCCUUUACUCUCAUCCGGCGCUGAUGACAUGGCAGUGGCAUCAUUUGUCAAGACAAGGCUUGGUACCGUACGCUGUGAUUUCCGGGGGACACGAAUUGCCAGGGGGGUGUGGGAUGGAAGGACAAGAAUUGCUAGCAAAGAAAUGGCUCGAAAGGGAAAGAAAAAGCAUGAAACCAGAGUGACUCUUGAGUCUGGCUGGCAAACCUCAAAUCUCCAACCACCGCUGGCGCUACGGCGUGCCUCGUCGGGCGCAUCAUCGUAUUAAGAGAACAAGAUAUACGCGCAGAGGAAAGUGUACACGUUCCCUGUUCCAUAUAUAGAGGGACAGCGUUAGAUGUAUAACCUGCAAACUGGUUCUCGGAACCCGCAUGGGCGUCAAGGCAAAACAAGGCUGAGGGCAAAGCGAAGCAAAACGAAAAAAAAAGAAAGUAAGGAAGAAGCGGCAAAAAAAAAGGCCCUCUCGCACGCCCAGGGAGAUGAGAGGAACAGUUCUAGCCUCGCUGGCCCUUUGCGAUCCGUCAGCCUCGGUAUAAACAAAGAACGCUUCUAGAUCUUGCAAGAGAUCUUCCUCCACCCUUACUCCCUACCUUUUGUCUAACCUGCCUUAUAUUUGAAUGGGAACCAAACUAAAACUGAUAUCGAAAGCGCCAGAAAGAUGAGAAAGACGCAAGUCUGGACCCUGUUGCCGAUGGAUCCGCCGUUUUCUCGUACUUUUCUUUUCCCUUCCUCACGCCUUCGCUCCUUUGCCAGACGGGCCCGACGCUAAUUUGAUGACAGUGAAAGGACGGUCCAAUUGCGAGCGAAGAUCGGGACAGGCCAGCGCCAGCGCCGUUAAAAAAGAUGACCCAGUCGACCGUUUUUUCUUUUCUUUUUCCUUUCCUUUCCUUUUUUUUUCUUUUCAAUUAAAAACAGGGUAAUCUUACUUUGAUCCCACUUCUUGAAAUUGAGACCAGACCUAUUAAUUUCCGUGAAUAAAGGGCGGGUGGACAUUGAGUCGUUCGAGUCGGAACAGCGGGCGAAGAAGCAGACGACUUCCUGGCAUGCAACGAGCCUGUAACAGCGCCAGGAAUCAGGAGCACGGAGGAUAUAGAUCUGGAUAUGCGACGGGUUCACAAGGUAGGGCCGGACAGUUGCUGAGCCUAUAUCGGAGAAGCGUUAAGCAUGGCAGCAGACUCGACCCAGGCGUCACAAAAAACCUGUUUGGGUGGAAUCGCCGGCUGUUUCAGGAGGACGACGGGACCUUGUUGAUGCCUGACAUCGCCAGCAGCGCAUCCAUGUGGCUGAUAUACUUAUGGGGCGGGGAGGUGACUCUGGAGCGAGCAAGAGGGGUGUAUGUAAGCGAGGGAGACGUUGGCUGCUGGUUGAAAUCCUAUGGAGUAGUAUCAAAGGUAGGGUAAGAAAGACGGUGUGAAAGGGCUGUGCAAAGGGCGGUGUCAGCGACUGCCUCCCUCCGCUUCCACUGUCUUCUCUUCUGCGUCCACUGCAGCCCAGCAGUUAAACUAACUAGUAGUUUAUCUUGUUGGUGACGGCCGGCUAGUUGGUUGGUUGGCUGGUGAUGGUGACGGCGAUGUUCAAAUUACUAUUCAGUUAUACAGCAACAUCCUACAUCCACUACCCCCUUUUUUUCUUCUUUCUCCUGCGAAUGUGAUGCCGGGCGUACUCCGUCCCGUAUCAGGUUGGGCAUAGCGCAGACUGUGAAAAAAAAAGAGGAGGGAUAUCGUCUUUAUCCUACGGAACCAGACGGGGUUUGUUGGAAUGCAGAGAUUGGUGGAAUGUGACAGGCAGGACAUGGCAGCCAGCCAGCGACAGCACCAGGCAAGCUUUUUGUCUCUUCCCGCCAGCAUGUAAGCAUGUUUAGAGAGCAUCACGGACGGUACUAAGCCGUGACUGGGCCAGGGAAAGAGAUAAAAAGGGCCGGGGAUGCUCUCCUUUUUUGCCUCUUC